Adineta steineri is the source of this 2412-nucleotide messenger RNA. NCBI's taxonomy places the organism in Eukaryota, Metazoa, Rotifera, Eurotatoria, Adinetida, Adinetidae. The record is from the annotation of a GenBank genome assembly.
AUGUUUAUAGAUCAUAAUAGUUCACCUAGUACACGUGGUAUCUUAUGGAGACAACUGGAAGCUGUUGAUAGAAUGGAAAGACUAGCUCUUGCUAUAGAUCCUCAAAAUCUAUACGUGUAUGUUGUACAGACGGGUCAAACUUUAUGCUUAGAUAUCAACUUAAAUGCCCACAUAGUUUUUAUGACUAAUGAUCUAUGGGAUUCCGAAUGGAUUUUUUCUCAAACACUGGCUAUAACUAAAGAUCAUUAUCUUUUCUUACUUGCUUAUCGUGCUGUAGAAUCUGAAGACUUUAUUCCUUAUUUGUAUGUAACUAAUCUUUCCAAUAUAUCUGAUCCAAUACGGCUAUCAAUGACGAAUCUUUCAGCAAUACAAGCAUCUCACUCUAUAUUCGAUAGUGAACAAUAUGCAACUCUAUCAAUUUCUGUAGAUAAAGAAUCAAAUAUAAUUAUCGUUGGCAUGCCAUUUUUGGAUACAGUUUUAAUUUUAUCUUUUCAUGACAAAUCAAAAUCUCCAUUUAUUAUGAAAGAAAUUGUUUCAUCACAAAAUGGCGCAUUAUUUGGUAAAUCAGUUGCAAUAUUAAAUGAAAAUCACUAUGCUGUAUUAGCUCAAUCAAUGUCUACUUUACCCUGGUCUCUUUCACAAAUUUAUUCUCUUCAUGAUUUCGAUCCUAAAUCAAAACCAAUCUUUGUAUUUCCUAACAAUCAACAACCAAUGCAAAAAAUGCAUAUUAUGUCAUCUCCUUUUAGUAUAACUAGUCUACAUUCAUGUAGUCCGAACACGAUUGGUCUUGUACUUAAUCCUUCGACAGUUCUUCUUCUUCCAGCAAGUCCUCCAGGAUAUUGUAGUAGCAUUGUUGAGAAGUAUACAGAAAUAGAUGCAAUAAUAUAUCGAUCAAAAUCUUGUAUUCCUGGUACUUAUCAGGAGAAAAUGAGCUUUGGACCUUGUAUAAUUUGUCCAUCACAAUCGAAAAAUAAUGGUAGUUCUGGAGUAAUAUGUGAUGAAUGUGUUUUAAAAAAUACAUCUAUGUGUUUUCUUGGUGCUAUAAAUGAAAUCGAUAUGACAUCAUUAAUAAGUUAUGAUCAAACGACACCUUAUCUUGAAUCACCAGAAUCAACACAAUUUGAUGAUUUACUUUUACAAAAUAUUUUCAAGUUUCCUGAUGCAACUAUACAAUGUCUUUUUAUUUCACCUAUAUUUUGGGGUUUUUUCACGAUUAUUUUAUGUUUAAUCAUUUUUAUACUGAUCAAACUUAUUCUAUAUCGUUCGAAAUAUAAAAAUCGAUCAUUAGUUUUUAAAAAACUGUUUGUUUAUAUUGAUCUAAUAAGUGAAGGACAAUUUUGGCUUGGUGGUCUUAUUUCACUUUCACUUUUCGUUUUAAUUAUUUUCGCUUGUAAAUUCAGUAUUUCAUUUGCAUCUCUAUAUCCAAUUGAACAAGUUUCAUCCGAUGAACGAUUAAGUGUUUCAUGUGAUGGUAUAUUAUUCAAUGCUAAAUUAACCAGUUCAUUACAAUUACUUUCAACACAUACAUAUAAAGAAAAAACAAUAUUUACUUUACUUGAUGAACAAAAUAUUACUUUAACUGCUGAAUUUAUUAGUACAGGAUUUGGGUGUGAUGAUCUAGCAAUACAAUUGAAAAGAGCUCAUGGUUUAAGCAUUACAUUAAAAAAUUUGAAUUGUUCGACAAAUAACAGUAUAAUUUAUGUUUCAUUUAUUUUACCACAGCAUGUUAUUACAAUGCAUUUUGAUAUACUUGGACCCUAUUUUGUUGGUGCACUUCGUAUUUGUUUUUCAGCACCAUCUGUUAUUAUUGACAAUGGUACGUAUACAGCACAACAAUUAGAUUAUUGUCAAUCAUUUUUUACUCCAAAUAAAACUUUAACAUCAAAUCCAGUAAUCAAUGUUAAAAUGACAAAAGUCAUCAAUCGCACAGCUAGUAUGACAUUACUUGAUGAAGUGACGUAUACAGGACUUUGGUUACCUACUCUUGCAAUGAAUACUUUAACAGAUGAUUUAUUAUUUUCGGAGAAAGGAGAGUUUUAUCGUUAUGUACGUUCACACAUGACAUUAGUUAUGGAUAUAACAGAAUCAGAAUUUUAUGUGAAGAAUACGCAAGAACCUAUUGCUCGAACAUAUGAAAUUACUUUUAAUACAAUUCUUUUUUUCAUGUUAUGUUUGGAUUUAGUUGGACUUUUAUUUAUUGGAUUUAAACUUGCAAUUCUUCCAUUAAUUCACCUAAUACAAAAACGUUUCUUUCAUAAACAAAAAAAUAAAUCGUCAAUAUCUAAAGAUCAUCAUAUAUAUGAAACUACAAUAGAACAACCAUUCAAAGAAAUAAGAAAACAUCAUCGUAUUAACAACAAGAAUCAAAUUCUUACAAAUCAUAGACGCUUGUUUGUUCAAUCAAAAUUUUAA